UCUCUGUCUAGGUCACGUUUCUAAACCCUUCCUCAAUUGAUUUUCAAAUGGUGCCAUGACUAUUUGGUUUGUGUUGUGAAUCGAUUCAGAGUAGUUUGAGAACGCAAAUCUCAAGGAGAAGCUGAGAAGGUUCAAAGAAUAAUGCCGCAUCCAUCUUCUACAAAAUUGCUUCUGCUGAGGAGACUCUCCAUGGCUUUUAGGUCAAAUCAUCGUCAUCCUUCCUCAAUUAUGACCCUUCGUCGAUCGGUUCUACAUUCUUCCUUAGGGUUUGUAGAACAUAUGGACAUUGUCUCCCGUCCUCCAAGAAGAAGCUUUUGCGAUCUCAACGAGCCUCAGGGCCCAACCACCAUUGAUUACCAUUCUUUGUUAAAGGAGGAUGAAUAUCAUCAGCUGGCAGACUCUACAAUACAUGACCUUCUAGAGAAAUUAGAGGAAUAUGGCGAUUCAGUUGAUAUUGAUGGAUUUGACAUUGAUUAUGGAAACCAGGUUUUAACCCUGAGACUUGGGAGUUUAGGAACCUAUGUAUUAAACAAGCAAACACCAAACAGACAAUUAUGGCUGUCUUCCCCUGUGAGUGGCCCAUCCAGAUAUGAUUGGGAUCGAAGUGCACGAGCUUGGGUUUAUAGGCGAACUAAAACAAAUCUGUCUAAUAUUCUUGAAAGCGAAUUGGAGAAGCUUUGUGGUUCAUCUGUUUGUCUUUCCUGAACUGAUCGCUUGACCAAGAAAAGAGGUUCUCUUUGUGCUAACUUAAAGUUUGGGCAAGUUGUUUAUUAUUCAACUUUUAUAUUUCCUUGUUGUACUUGUUCUUUUAUUCAAACCCUUUUAUGUAAUUUAGAUGAUACUUCAUUUGGUAACUUAGAGGAAUAAUUAUGGCAUAGUGGAUUGCAUUUCCAUUAGCAAGAACAUUGUAUAGCUUUGGAGGAUGGUUAUUAAUAGGGUUAUGAUAAUUUAUUGUUCAUCUUUUA
Impatiens glandulifera is the source of this 965-nucleotide messenger RNA. Its product is annotated as frataxin, mitochondrial-like. The coding region runs from base 142 to 705 and encodes 187 amino acids. The record is from RefSeq and is a predicted model, not a curated record. NCBI's taxonomy places the organism in Eukaryota, Viridiplantae, Streptophyta, Magnoliopsida, Ericales, Balsaminaceae. Gene Ontology annotation, molecular function: iron chaperone activity; ferric iron binding; 2 iron, 2 sulfur cluster binding. Gene Ontology annotation, cellular component: mitochondrion. The transcript is spliced from 5 exons. Gene Ontology annotation, biological process: intracellular iron ion homeostasis; iron incorporation into metallo-sulfur cluster.